AUGCAUUCUUCCAAAUCCCAAGCCGUCUUCAGUCUCCUCAUCACCCAAGUCCUCACAACCACCGCUUCUCCCGCCCCCGUCAAAGUCCGCGAAGCACUUGCUCCCAUCCCCUCCAACUUCAACCCCGGAAUCUUUGCCAUCCAGCCCAACAACGGCGGCGGCGCCGCCGACAACUGCGGCAAUGGCCCCAUCACUCUCAACCGCGACACAUGGACAUCCCACAACAUGGACCAACUGAUCAGCGACAUAUUCUCAACCGGAAUGAGCGAUCCCAAUUUCGAUUUCCACCAAACAUUUGGGAACCGCUACAAUGUAGAUUUCUACUGUCCCAACAGUUUCGAUAACUGCGACACUACCCCCGCCAGCUGCAGCGCGCUGAGCGGAACGCCUGCAGAAAGGAACAGGGUUGGUUGGGAAUUAAAGCGAUGAUGAAUGUGCAGCAGAUGUAUCUGCAAUGGGAAAAAGUCAUGAGUAAUUCGCUUGAUACGCUCACGCAGACGAGUGCGGAUUUUCAAUCUAACUUCGCUCCUACCACUCCUGGUGCAAAAAUCGGUGCCAAAAACGCAGUGACGGUUAUCUCCGGCGGUCUUGCCGUCGCAGCUGUAAUCGGAACUUGCUGGGUACCCGGAGCCCUCGCAUUUACUCUCCCGGUACUUGGUACACAGAUCACCGCCGGUAUGCUCACAAUUGGUACCGGUAUUGCCGCCGGAACAGCCAGUUUAGCCGGCACAAUCGCGAAUGAUAUUCAAGAUAGCAAGGAAUCUGAUGAAUUGAGCGUGUUGGAAUUUUCGGAUUACUUACCGGUGAUGAAACAAUUGGCGUUGAGCUCGCUGGAAUUUUCUCACAACGGAACGUUCUCGAAUGGACAGGUGAAUGGGAAUAGUGUGGGGACUUUGAAAGAUCUCCUCACAGGCGGUGCAUUCGCCGGCGAUGAAGUCUUACAAGCUUAUGUUGGUGGCGAGAAUGGUCUCGACGGACUUUUCUCCCGCUAUGCAGCUAUCAAGCUUCUACAAGCAUACUGGGAAGCGCAAAAUGCGUUUUUCAUCUACAUCCCAGAUGUCGUCAAAGAUUGUUCGGGAUGGCACGGUAAUACCGGUGGAAAGAAUGCUGGUGAUCCCAGAAGAUUUUGCGGCGAAAAGGGUAUGAUGAUUUUAGCAGGCGUGGACAACAACUCCAAGUUUUCUGCUCCGACGGGUAUUGAUAAUGGGAAGGUGGCUUCUAUUGGAGGAUUCAAUAUUCAACUCCAACAACUCUACGCCAGCACCUACAACAUGUACACCGGACAUGGCCUCGACGCCUACAAAGACAUCACCUGGCACAUGAACAACAUCGCACAUGAAUUCGUCGGCAACAAUGAUGCUAACAAAGCAUAUUCCACCGCUGGAUUUUUCACCUUGCCCGUCUGUGAAUUGAAAGGUUACAAUUGGAAACAGAGUGAUAACAUGCAUAAGGAUCCUCCUUGUGAUUGCCUAUGUGCCCAAGAUGCCUGGGGCCAUAAGUUUCUCGAUUAUGCUUCUCAGCCUAUCAAAGAUUGGUUGAAGAGUUGCCCACCGUGUUCUUAG
Botrytis deweyae is the source of this 1562-nucleotide messenger RNA. RefSeq lists its product as uncharacterized. The transcript has 5 exons. The record is from RefSeq and is a predicted model, not a curated record. Lineage: Eukaryota; Fungi; Ascomycota; Leotiomycetes; Helotiales; Sclerotiniaceae. The coding region runs from base 426 to 1562 and encodes 378 amino acids.